CCGGCCCACUCGAACAGCGGCGUCCUUCUCCUUCGCCUGCUGCUGGAGCUGGACGACGCCACGUCGAGCACCCAACCCCCUUGCUCCCCUCCGCGGCCGCACCAAUGGCGACGCCAACGGCAUCUCCCCGCUUGCCCCUCGCCUCCUCCUCCUCCUCCGCCGCCGCCCGCGCCUUCUCCUCCCACAAGCGCUUCAUCCGCUCUCCGUGCUUUCCCCCGCGCCGGGGGGCCCGCCUCCGGGCGGGCUCCGUCAAGGAGUGGCGCGAGUUCGAGGACGAGGCGGGCGCCGCGAAGGAGUGGAGGGAGUUCGAGGACGCCGUCAGGAGGAAGGACCUCCCCCGCGCGCUCCGCUUCCUGCAGUCCGUGGAGCCCGCGGCUGGGACCGCGGCGACGCAGGUCGUCGCGGUGCCCGUGCCGCCGGGCCGGGACUGGGAGGUACUCGACGCCUGCAUCGACGCCGACGACAUGCGCCUCGUCGGCCGGGCCUACCAGUUCCUCGUCGACCGCGGGGUCCUCGCCAACUUCGGCAAGUGCAAGAACAUCGUUCUAGAAGGACCAAGAGAAGUGACACCAACUGUUUUAAAGGAGAUGACGGGGUUGGAAGCUGCCAAACUUGCACCAAAGAAAUGGGGUCUUUCGGGAAGUUCUCCUUACGUUCUUGUUGGAUUUCUUGGAGGUGUAUCUUUUCUACUAACUCAAGGGAUUGAUCUAAGGCCUAAAUUGGGUGCUGUAUUGGCAUUAGCAACAGCUGAUGCAAUCUUUCUUGGUGGUACUUGUCUCGCGCAAAUCUCAUCUUUCUGGCCUCCAUUUAAGCGCCGAAUACUUGUACAUGAAGCAGGCCAUCUUCUUACUGCCUAUCUAAUGGGUUGCCCGAUACGAGGAGUCAUUUUGGAUCCAUUUGUGGCAUUGCGAAUGGGCAUUCAGGGACAGGCAGGGACUCAAUUCUGGGAUGAAAAGAUGGAAAAAGAACUUGCUGAGGGACAUCUAUCAAGUACAGUAUUUGACAGGUACUCCAUGAUUCUGUUUGCCGGGAUCGCUGCUGAAGCACUUGUUUAUGGGGAGGCAGAAGGUGGAGAGAAUGAUGAGAAUUUGUUCAGGAGUUUGUGUAUUCUACUUAACCCGCCGCUUUCUGUUGCACAGAUGGCAAACCGAGCUCGUUGGUCAGUCAUGCAAUCUUAUAACCUUUUGAAGUGGCACAAGAAAGCGCAUAGAGCGGUGGUCAAAGCACUGGAAGAGGGACAUAGCCUCAGCGUUGUGAUAAGAAGGAUAGAAGAAGCCAUCGCCUCUGACAGAUAGCUUGUUGAAUUGAUCAUAUGUUCCUAUUAACCAAGGUUUCCUCGACAGCUUGCACCAAAGGUUGGUGCGUGUUGAAACAAGACGGUGCUGUUGAAAGCAAGUGGUGCAAUUCUCAAGGUGGGUAAGGGAGGUCAAAGCAUCUGAGGGACCAACGAGAUCAACUGAUACAUUAGAGAUUUGAAGGAACUCAAAAAUCCAUUUCAAUAUGUGAUUAGUGUAUUGCAGAUAUAAUAAAUAUACAUAGGAGAGAUUGAUUCUUGAUGGAUAUAUGAACAUAGGUAGGAUUAGAAAUUGCUGAACCGAGAAGCAGAGAAAAACAGCAGUCAGGAUUGUGUCCUUCCAAUAACAAACUGAGGAUACAUUUGACAAAGGAGGACAACAGCAAUCUGGCAUUUGUAUUGUUGCUAAACCCGUGUAUGAUUCUGCAAUCUCAAAAACAAUUAAUGUACGUACAGUAUCUGGCUGAUUGGCCAUGCAUGUUGCUGAUGACCAUAUCCUUUACAAUUAA
Messenger RNA from Panicum virgatum (switchgrass), 1803 nucleotides. RefSeq lists its product as uncharacterized. Bases 105 to 1295 code for a protein of 396 amino acids. Gene Ontology annotation, biological process: proteolysis. Gene Ontology annotation, molecular function: metalloendopeptidase activity; ATP-dependent peptidase activity; ATP binding. Lineage: Eukaryota; Viridiplantae; Streptophyta; Magnoliopsida; Poales; Poaceae. The record is from RefSeq and is a predicted model, not a curated record. The transcript has 7 exons.